AUGAGUAACCAUACUACAGUCAUUGAAUUUAUUCUACUGGGAUUCAGGGAUCAUCCAGAACUUCAGUGGAUUCUUUUUGUAGUGUUUCUAAUCAUCUAUAUGAUAACUUUGUUUGGAAAUCUAGGCAUGAUCUUAUUAAUCAAGAUUGAUUCACAUCUCCAUACACCAAUGUACUUUUUCCUCAGUAACUUGUCUCUUGUUGACUUCUGUUAUUCUACUGUCAUUGUUCCUAACAUGUUGGUGAAUUUCUGGGUAAAGAACCCAGUUAUCUCAUUUAAUGGAUGUGCCACACAAUUCUUCUUUUUUGGCUCUUUUGCUGGGAUUGAGGGCUUCCUGCUAGCUGUGAUGGCCUAUGACCGGUACGUGGCCAUUUGCAAGCCUCUCCUUUACACAGUCACUAUGUCUCCCCAGAUCAAUGUUCUACUUGUGUUGGCCACGUAUUUUGCAGGAUUUGUAAAUGCUGCUAUUCAUACUGCCCUCACCUUCCAACUGUCUUUCUGCGGCUCAAAUAUCAUCAAUCACUUUUUCUGUGACACGCCGCCCCUCCUGAAACUCUCCUGCUCUGACACACAUGUCAAUGAAAUCGUCAUUUUUGCUUUUGCCAGUUUCAAUGAACUGAGCUGCCUGCUGACCAUUCUCAUUUCUUAUCUCUACAUCCUGAUUGCCAUCUUGAGGAUCCGCUCUGCUGAGGGGAGACACAAAGCCUUCUCCACCUGUGCUUCUCACUUGAUGGCAGUCACCAUCUUUUUUGGCACAAUCCUAUUCAUGUAUCUGCGCCCCAGCUCCAGCUAUUCGAUGGACCAAGACAAAGUCGUAUCUGUGUUUUACACAGUGGUUAUCCCCAUGUUAAAUCCACUUAUCUAUAGUCUGAGGAACAAGGAGGUUAAAGCCUCUUUUCGUAAACUUUUUUAA
Suncus etruscus (white-toothed pygmy shrew) is the source of this 912-nucleotide messenger RNA. RefSeq names its product olfactory receptor 1020-like. Lineage: Eukaryota; Metazoa; Chordata; Mammalia; Eulipotyphla; Soricidae. Gene Ontology annotation, molecular function: G protein-coupled receptor activity; olfactory receptor activity; odorant binding. The coding region runs from base 1 to 912 and encodes 303 amino acids. Gene Ontology annotation, cellular component: membrane. Gene Ontology annotation, biological process: G protein-coupled receptor signaling pathway; sensory perception of smell. The transcript has a single exon. The record is from RefSeq and is a predicted model, not a curated record.